Messenger RNA from Eublepharis macularius, 2069 nucleotides. RefSeq lists its product as uncharacterized. The record is from RefSeq and is a predicted model, not a curated record. The coding region runs from base 230 to 1816 and encodes 528 amino acids. The transcript has 6 exons. Lineage: Eukaryota; Metazoa; Chordata; Lepidosauria; Squamata; Eublepharidae.
CGGCCCCCUCGCCGUUUUAAGGAGGGGGGAAAUGACUGAAGAGGGAGAAACUUCUUGUGGGAUGUUGAUAUCUCCUAUUUUCAAAACCGCUUGGAUAAUUUUUAGCAUCCUCCAGAAGGCCCAGCUAGAGAACUGGUGUUAGCCUAUUGCUGGUAGUGAUGGAGGGCAGGCUGUGAGAGAUGGGCUAGGCCUCCUUUGGCACGAGGCUGUUCUGUACCUGGAAGACAAAAUGGCUGCGAAGCAGGUGACUGUGGCCAACUUGGGCCUCGAGUUCCAGGCCACACAGGAGCAGGGGCUCCACCAGCCACAAAUAAAGAUGGAGGAGGAAGAGGAGGAGGAGGAGGACAAUGAAGGGAUGAAAGGGCCUCACGUGAUCCAAGCCGGAAACCUGAGAGAUAUCCUAGGAUGGGUGGCGCCGGACCAGGUGAAACAGGAGCUGGAUAAGAAAUGCUGGGAUUCGACAGCUCAGGAGCGCCUGAAGUUGGUCCCCUUGCCACAUUCAGGAUGGGGGAACCCACAGCAGCCAGAGGAGAUUCUGUGGAGAGGGGCCAAGAGUCAGGAGCAGCAGAUCCCAGUGCUCUUUGAAGAGAUGGAUGCCAAUUCUCCUGAGGCACAGCGCCUCUUGGUGGACAGAAGGAGGCAUCUCCUGAGGGAGGCCAAGGAUGGACUUGAAAGGGAGGCAGUGGGCGCCAUUGUACCAAUGCACAAUUUCCCAAAGAUGAGCCGCCGUGGCACCAAUUGGUCCUAUGCUGAAGUUAUUGACCUUCUGGAUAUUUGGGGAGAACAAAGGAUCCAGCAGGUCCUGCAGCGUAGCCAUCGUAACAUGGACACCUUCCAGGUCAUUGCCAACGAGAUGGCCAAGAGGGGGCAUGAGCGGACAGCGCAGGAAUGCCGGACCAAGACCAAAACCAUGCGGAGGGACUACAAGAAAGUCAAGGAGAACCAUGAUGCUGGGAAAGGGCGCAUGACAUGCCCCUUUUAUGACCAACUGGAACGUAUUUUGGAUUCUAGCAUCCAACCCUUUGAAAGAGUCCAAAACUUUGCCCAUCUUAAAGAGUCGGGUGGAGAUGACACUCCCCUGGGGCCCCCAGAUGAGGGGAUCUCCCAGGAAGAGACUGAGGACUAUCCAGAGACCCGGAACUUCUUUGACCCAUCCUCCCAGUUUUCCAUUGAACUUGUCGAUUCGGUGGACUCCAUCCCUGUGUUAUGCAAAACAGAGAACACCUUUGAGGAGGAACCAAUAGGCACUCCUCGACCAGUCAUAGAAGCUGACCGCCCGCCUAGCCCAUUGCCACCUACCUCGCACAGUAUCCCUGACAGCCCAGCCACCACUGGCUCCACAGCAGAUGUGCUUGUAACCCCUUCCCACAGUCUGUUACCUGGCCCCAUGGGUCUUUCAGCCACUGAACGUCUUGCCAACCUCAGGAACCGGCAUAAGAAAACCAGGAAUGAUUUGGCCAUGGAACUGGCGAAAGCAGCAGACAGGCGGAUGCAGACGGCCACCGACAGGAUCUUGUCUGCCCUUGAUGGUUAUGCCAAGGCGGAUUUGGAGGACCGUGAGAAAGAUCGGGUGGGCACUGAACAGAUUAUCGCUAUCAUGCACCGCCAAACAGAACUGCUGGAGCUCUUAGUACGUCAGCAGUCCUCUGCCCUGGCAGCUGUGGCCCCAGCCCCCUCCCGGCAUGUGUGGACCCCACGGAUUGGGCAGUCAAGCCCCCGACCCGCUGGCCCUUCUCCCUCUCGCUUGGGUGUCCCCAGGCGACCGUUGACUCCUAGGACUCGCAACAGGAGGAGGCCUCAUAACUACAGCCCGUAAUAACUUCUGCUUCUGCUUGGCAGGUCAAAGACACUGACUUGGAUUUUUUAAAAAACUGUGGGAGGUCCCCCCGUAGCACAGAAGACAGCGUUUUAUUUCUGACUUUGACCCAAACAGUCUAAGUCUGCAUCAAAACAUUUCUCAGCUGUUUUGUUUCCUUUUUGCCCCCAAAUACCAAAAACAAACAUUGAAAUUUAAAGCCUGUUUUCUGUCAUGUCCUGGUGUUUCAGUGGUAUUUACAAACAAACAAACA